Messenger RNA from Schizophyllum commune H4-8, 1625 nucleotides. RefSeq lists its product as uncharacterized. The transcript has 3 exons. The coding region runs from base 106 to 1491 and encodes 461 amino acids. The record is from RefSeq and is a predicted model, not a curated record. Lineage: Eukaryota; Fungi; Basidiomycota; Agaricomycetes; Agaricales; Schizophyllaceae.
GCAGUAAUGGGCGCGGUAGCCCGACAACCACAGGGACCGGCGACGCAGGUCUUCACAUAAAAAGGACGGACUUCGCGAUGCAUCACGCCGCGCCAUUCCCUCGCCAUGGCACUGUCGCUCCUCCGUCUGUCCCUCUUGGGAUUGCUAGCCGCCACUCUUAGCAUCGCCGCACCCUCCGUGAGCCUCACCGGCAACACCGUCCUUGACAACAGCGGCAUCUACUUCGUUUCCUACGACGGUCUCGUCAAUGUCAACAGCUUCCAGCUCUCCGGCAUCCUAACGCACGGAGACUACCAAUUCGCUGCGUGGUACGAUGCGAGCGGCGUCGCAACUCUCGCACGAAGGACGCUUCCCGACGGCGGUUGGGACAAGCUCUCGCUGAACCACACACUGCAGGCGAAGGACUCGCACAACGUGAUUGCUCUGGGAGUAUCGCCCGAGGAUGGCGUGUUGCAUGUCGCGAUGGACUGCCACAGCUCGACGAUGUACUACACUUCCUCCACGGCAGGACUGGCAACGGGGGACGCAAGCUGGGCAGCGAGCAGCUUCGGGAGCGUCGUGAACACGCUGGGAAAUCUGGAUAUCACGAAGACGAUCACCUACCCUCAAUUCGUUGUUACACCUCAGAACCUGCUGCAGUUCGUAUAUCGCACCGGCAUCUCCGGUAACGGCGAAGCGCAGCUCGCGGAGUACGCUGGCGGGUCGUGGAAGGGCGUUGGCCAGUGGUCCUCUGCUUCAGGAUCCUACUCCUCCGAGCAUGGAUCGAGCAGCGCGCGCAGCCUCUAUAUCCACGGCUUCACCUACCAUGGGGACCGCGCCUACGUGACGGGGACCUGGCGAGAGCAGAGCGGCAGCGUAUCGUGCAACAGCGGCGGCUUGACCAACCACGACACGGUGUACUUCUACUCCGAUGACUAUGGCCGUACUUGGGCUAACAACGCCUCCCAAACCAUCGGCACCUCGGACAGCAGUCCCAUCGGUGUCAGCACCUCCGGCAUCAUCGUCGACUCCCUCAAUCCCGAUCACGGUCUCAUGAACCAAGAGUCCCAGGCCAUCGACUCCUCCGGUCUCCCCCACGCUAUCAUCUCCUACGUCCCCGGCCGCUUCACCCAAUGCGUCACCAACUAUGCCUCCGAUCGCACCCGCUACGCGCACCCCUUCCACCUCUACCAAACCUCGUCGGGCGCGUUCACCAAGGUCGAGAUCCCUUACGCCAUCAACGCGGUGGGCCGGUCGCAAAUCGCGUUCGACUCGGAGGACAAUGUGUAUGUGGUGUUGCCGUAUGUGGACGUGGUGACGGCGAGCAAGGCGUCGGGGUGGACGGACUGGGAUGUGGCGUAUAAUGGGACGGAGGAGGGGCUGAAUGCGUUUGGGGAGGUGACGCUAGAUAGGGCGAGGCUGGAGGAUGGGGUGCUGUCGGUGCUGUAUCAGGAGAAGAGCUCGGGGGGUUCGUCGCCCGUGCGGGUUGUCGACUUCCAAUUGGGCGCGUGAAAGCUGCUUUACAAUUGCGAAACUGUACAACUGAAGGAAUACAUUGUAGACUGCUUGACAUAGACCUGCUGCUUGGUACGAUAAUGAUGGGUGUGCACCAUGCACCACACUCAAUCAUCCUGAACACCAUGCCA